Messenger RNA from Uloborus diversus, 768 nucleotides. RefSeq names its product troponin I-like (gene wupA). The record is from RefSeq and is a predicted model, not a curated record. Bases 97 to 576 code for a protein of 159 amino acids. Lineage: Eukaryota; Metazoa; Arthropoda; Arachnida; Araneae; Uloboridae. The transcript is spliced from 7 exons. Gene Ontology annotation, cellular component: troponin complex. Gene Ontology annotation, biological process: muscle contraction.
AGACAAAAGCAAGAAGAAAAAGCAAGGAAAAAAGCAGAAGUGCGGAGAAGACUUGAAGAAUCCACCAAAUCGAAAAAAUGCAAAAAGGGCGGAUUUAUGACACCAGAAAGGAAAAAGAAACUAAGAACACUGCUGAGGAAAAAAGCAGCAGAAGAAUUGAAGAAAGAACAAGAAAGAAAAGCUGAGCAAAGAAAGAAAAUGAUUAUAGAAAGGUGUGGCCAGCCAAAAAGCUUAGAAAACGCUAACGAAGCUACUUUACAAGCGAUAUGCAGAGAGUAUCAAAAGCGAAUCCAAGAGCUGGAAGAAGCGAAAUAUGACCUAGAAUAUGAUGUUGGACAUAAGGAUUUCAUGAUCAAUGAAUUAGCCAUUCAAGUCAACGAUUUAAGAGGAAAAUUUGUAAAGCCAAGCCUGAAAAAAGUUUCAAAAUAUGAAGGAAAAUUUGAGAAAUUGAAAAUGAUAGCUAAAUCAUCCGAAGUUGACUUCAGAGCAAAUUUGAAGACAGUCAAGUCGAACAAAUUCAAGUUGGAAGAAGAAGAAGAGGGAAAGAAACAAGCUCCUGAAUGGGUAAACAAGUAGCAGUUUAUUCAAGGAAUGAAACACCCAACAUGCAAUUAAAGAAAUAGUAAAACAGAUAUAGAAUUGGAACCUAAAUUUUCAUUAAAAAUAUACUAAUCACUAUUUUUUAUAAUGUAUCUCAAUUUAUCAAGCUUAUUGUUUAAUUAAAGAAACUAUGUAUUCAUGUUGAAAUAAAAUUAUUUAUUAAACUGU